Messenger RNA from Bradysia coprophila, 1322 nucleotides. Its product is annotated as putative odorant receptor 83c. Gene Ontology annotation, biological process: detection of chemical stimulus involved in sensory perception of smell; sensory perception of smell. Gene Ontology annotation, molecular function: olfactory receptor activity; odorant binding. The record is from RefSeq and is a predicted model, not a curated record. Gene Ontology annotation, cellular component: plasma membrane. Lineage: Eukaryota; Metazoa; Arthropoda; Insecta; Diptera; Sciaridae.
GACAUCAGUUCAUCAUAUACCGUUAAUACAAAUCCUGCAAAAAUGGUCGAAAAACAAAUAUCCAAAAAAUCGGAACGAGUACAUGCGUUCGAUAAACUGGAAGAUCUAGUCGGACAGUACCAAAAAGUUACCCACUGGUUCGGCUUUGAUAUCUAUCGUGACGAUUACAAAUUGAACGGGGCUCUUUUCUACUCAUUUUUCGUGACAAUUUGUUACACGGUUAAUUGCGUUUCCUGGGCUGUCGUUGCUGGAAAGAAAGGCGAUCUGAACGAACUCCUGAACUCGAUAUGUUGCAUCUUUACAUCAUUUCAGCAUCAAUGUAAAAUACUUUCCGUCAUCUUUUGCCGGCAAGAAAUUUACGCAGUUCAUGGCGAAGUUCUUCGGUUAACGAGAUCGGCUACUGGAGAGGCCGAAGAAACUUUCUACAAAUUCAACUUGCUAUACGAAAAAAUUGGAAAGACAAUAUUCUAUCUCUACGCAACAGCGGUCGGUACAUUCUGCAUAAAUCCACUACUGUCCUAUAUUAUAACGGGAAACGUUGAACCGAUGUUCAAUGUUAAAUUUCCUGGCAUGGAUAAUGACACGGUUACUGGAUACUUAGUCAAUACGAUUGGUGGAAUGAUGGUAAUGAGUAACACUGGUACCGUUUUUGCUGCCUGCGAUGCUUGGACUUGCUAUUACUUUCUAUUUACAGGCGAAUAUGAAGAACUCAUCGAACAGAAGAUUCAAUAUAUGAACAGAAAGAUUUUGGAAUCCGAAAAAGAGGGUACAUUGAGAAAUAAGAAAAAAUUGGAAGAAUUUCACCGAAUGCUCAUUGAUUCGAUAAAAACGAGUCAGAACGUAGAAAAGUUUUUCAACCAAAUGAAAUUCUUCGAACUAUUGUGCCUCGGGCAGAUUUCCUGCAUUUCAGCUACGAUGAUGUGCUCAAUUAUUGUGAUGAAAAUAACUGGAUGGGUCACGUUACUUACGUAUAUUGCGGCUCACUUUUUUCAGCUCGCUGGUUACAGUAUCGCAGGAACUUACAUUGAAACGAAAUAUGAGCGACUGCAAGUGUCUAUCUACAGCUUGCCAUGGUUUUACUUAAGUAUUCCGGAUCAGAAAUUAUUUCAGUUUUUCUUGCAAAACUCACAAACGCCAAAGAAAUUUUACCUUAUGGGCGCUCAAUCGAUCAAUGUUGCAACAGGAUUGGCGAUUGUCAAGUCAAUUUACUCGGUUAUCCUUAUGUUGGACAAUGUGAUCUAAGCCACCGAUUUCACUUUACCCAAAUUUUAUAUAUUUUUUUGAGCACUAGUUGUUUCGUAGAGAUUUUUUAUUCACCAACC